CAAAAAGAUCGUUCAAGAACAAAAAAAAGGGUUUCGCCCCUCCCCUCCCAAAGUUGUGGUUGGAUAAAUGCGCGUUUCGAACUUCCGUCAUCAUCGCGUCGUUUUCGUUCGCCACACACACCCGAUUCUUACCAGCUGCCGUGUGAACUUUUUCAUUACACACUCUUCCUGCCUCAGCCCACGUAACCCGUUGGGAAAGUAUUUAAAGACUCAUCAAACACUACAAGAGGCCUGUCUUGCACCUGCAGGUAAAAACACUUUAGGAGAAAAGGAAAACUCGCAGAUAUCGGCAUACGUACAGAGGGUCAAGACAGAGACAGAGAGAGGGCAAAAGAAAAAAAAGGGCAGAUCAUGAUCCAUCUUUAACUUGGUGGCAUAUCUGCGGUCAACAGAAAAAAGAAAACCUACCAAAUGCUUCAUGUCUGGAAGCCGUUCGUGUAAAACUUUUUUGACCGAAGGACUGUUGAUAUUUGCCCGCCGACUACGCACGUCGUCUGUCGACGUUAACCAAUACACCUCUUUGACUGAUUUACGAUCCAAAUACCCUUCAUUGCACAUUUUCGAAUCCCGCGAGAAAACCUGCAGAGGUAUUCGCUUUGUAAACACCCUAUCACCGCCUUUGCAUUUGAACCGAUAUCCUGCUGUCUGCCGAAACUACGUAACUGCUAGUAGUACUCAUUUAUCUCGCUCGCCGCGACACUUUGAUCGGAGUACGCCUUCCGCACCUUCAACUCAGAGUACGAGGGGCGACAUGGCGGAUAUGAAUGCUGCUGCACGUCGGGGAUCGAGUGGUGCCCCCGUCGCUGGUUCGGGAUUGGUUUCGGAUUUGGUAUCGCUUGGAGUCGAGGGCAAGAUUUCGUCUGCUAGUAUAGGGGCCCGGAAAGGUAGCAUCAAGGAAAGUGUGGAUGAUGAGAGCUAUCGAUGGAAGGAGACGUUGGAAAGUGUGAUUGACUCUGUUGUUUCGAUCCGUUUUAUUGUCACGCGCAACUUUGAUACCUGGCAAGUAGGCUCAUAUACUGCGACCGGGUUCAUUGUGGAUGUCGAAAACGGGAUUAUUUUGACAAACAAGCAUGUUGUUACUGAUGCCCCAUUUGUGGGUAAAGUAUGCUUUAGGAAUUCAGAGGAAGUGGCAGCGUGGCCUGCAUGGAGAGAUCCUGUGCAUGACUUUGGAUUUUUACGAUUCGACAAGUCAAAAGUUAAAUUUAUGAAGCUGUCGGCCAUUCCUUUGGAACCGGAUGCGGCUCGUGUUGGUCUGUCCGUUCGUGUGCCCGGUUCCGAUGCAGGAGAAAAACUUGCGGUAUUGUCGGGAAUUAUCGCUCGGAUUGAUAGGCCGGCAGCAAACUACGGAACCGGCACUUAUUGCGAUUUUAAUACGUUUUACAUACAAGCAUCUGCAAACACAUCUGGAGGUUCAAGUGGAUCUCCUGUAGUCGAUAUCGAUGGACGAGCCGUUGCGUUAAACGCUGGGGGUUCAACACAUGCUGCAUCCAGUUUCUUCUUGCCCCUUCAUCGUGUGAAUAGGGCACUGAAUCUACUCCGACAGAACAAGCCUAUUCCUCGUGGUACUUUUCAAGUCGAGUUUGUCCAAAAGCAGUACGAUGAAGCCAGGCGUCUUGGAUUGCCAGUAGAAUUUGAGACAAAGUUCCGAGAGAAAUCACCAGAGCUAGGUGGUUUGCUUGCAGUCAAGAACACCAUACCAGGGGGCCCAGCCGAUGGCAUUUUAUACACUGGCGACUUGCUGAUCAAGAUUGGUGACAAACUUGUGAAUCAUUUUGUCGAAUUGGCAGCGGCGCUCGAUGACACAUCGGCAGUAUGGGACGAGAACGAUUAUAAACUGCCUGAGGAUAAGAGACCGUAUCUUACUCUCACAGUUUUCCGCGAUAAGCAGUUUAUUGAAGUGGAUGUUCCCGUUGACUCACUUCAUCGUAUUACUCCCGACCGAUAUGUCGAAGUGGGUGGAUCUAUUGUGCAUCCCCUCAGCUAUCAACUCGCAAGGUCCUAUCUUCAUGCAGUAGGCGGCGUAUUUGUGGCAGACGCAGGACAUAUGCUUGGCGUUGCGGGUGUCCCUGCGUAUAGCAUUAUCACAUCGGUAGCGCAUAAGCGUGUACCAAAUAUUGAGGCCUUUAUCGAGGUUAUGAAAGAUUUGUCGACUGGCAAGCGCGUUCCGAUUCGAUACUAUUCCCUUGCCAAAAAGAAUGUGGAGAUUGUCAAAAUUGCGGUUGUGGAGAACAAAUGGGGAAGAUUUAGAAUGGCAGUUCGAGAUGAUCCGGCUGGAAUUUGGGCUUAUACUGAGCUCCCAACCACAAGCAAGCCCCUGCUCCCCGCACCACGCACAGCAUCCUACGUUCACAUCAACGCAGCGAAAAACAAGCACAGUAGAAUUGCCAAUACCGUCAUGCCGUCCCUCUGUGUUGUGGAGACGCAUUCUCCCUUUGGCAUUGACGGCCACAAUUCGAAAUGGUCGGAUGGAGUUGGACUCGUGGUUGACCACAAAAUUGGGCUCGUGCUAGUUGAUAGGUCCACCGUCCCCACGUCACUAGGUCGGCUAUUUGUAACGUUUGCAAACAAUCUUGUUGCGCCGGCCAAGAUUGUUUGGAUGCAUCCUAUGCAUAAUAUCGUGUUUGUUCGCUACGAUAAGUCCUUCCUAUCGGCACAAGCAAGUGAGAGGAGGGCCAGUUUGCCCCAACCACCUUUGCCGGUCAAGUCUAUUGAAAUAUCGCCUUUACCGGCAAUGACAUCUGGCGACGAAAUCCACCUCGUUACGAUUAAUGUGAUCACGCACAUUCCAAGAGUACAGACCACGCACGUCAAGGCAAAGGGAUAUUUCAUGUUUGGCGAUACCUCACCUCCCAAGCCUCGUACAAUGAAUUGGGAUGAUGCCAUUACGUUGCAAAAACCCAUGUGCGAAGAAGCUGGUGUCCUCGUGGAUGAGAACGGGCGUGCCAGGGGAGCGUGGCUUGUAUCACCAGAAAGUAAUAGUUACUUGGGUGUGGGUCUCGAAGAUGGCAGUGAAGUUCGUCAGAUUCUGGAUGCGCUGCAGCAGCGUGAAGCGGCGCGGCGGUUUGAUCAGCCGCCGUCCGAAGGCUUACCACUACCUUUAUUGCGAUGCGUUGAUGUAGAGCUUACAGAGACUUACUUUUGGAAGGCACGAGAACUUGGACUCUCUGAGAGAUGGAUUCAUCGAAUCACAAUGGCACGGGCUGAGGAGCUCGGUAGUGACUUGCAGGAUACACCGGCAGAGUUGCAACAACUGGCCGAAACCGAAAUUGGCGGAGUUGUUGGUGGAGACAAGUAUACGGUUAUCACUGUUCGCCGUAUCCCUGCUAUCAGCGGCCGCGAAGACGAUGAAAGCAAGCCAAAGGAAGGAGAUUUGAUUCUGGCAGCAGACGGACGGCCAGUUACGUCCAUGCGCGGAGCGUUGAUGGAUAUUGUGGUACCGACCGCUGGGCAGGCUGUUGAACAGCCUUCUCCAGUCACUCUUACGAUUCUACGGGAGGGAGAAGAGAAACAACUGACCGUUCCUCGAAUUUUACUCUCCGGAGCUCCUACGGUGGAUGUUGUGCAGUGGGGAGGCGCCAUUUUCCAGAUGCCACAUCGGAGCCUUUUUUUCCACGUUAAAAGAAUUCCAAAGGGCGUAUAUAUUUCUCUGUUGUAUUCAGGAUCGCCAGCGCAGAGGGAUCAUCUAUCAGCUUGUUGGUUUGUGGUCGAAGUGGACGGCAAGAAGAUUUACAAUCUGGACGACUUUUUAGAGGCGGUGGAAGGCGAAGAUUGGCACAGCCGUGUACCUAUGGUUGAUCCCAUCAGUGAGGGCUGGCAACAGGAUGCAGUGGCCACUAUUGAACGUCAGCAAACUCCAACCGCGUCUGCCCUAACGAAAACAGAAACGCCUACAGGAGACGAGGGGGAGAUGUUGAUCAAAUCUACCGUGACGAGAAGUUUCCGUUUCCGGCUCGUGAGUUUGGAGCAAGUUCAUAAGGUGGUGACAAUUGAUAUGGAUCUGGCUAGUAAGAAUUAUUGGCCGACAUGGAGAUGCGUGGUCAAGGGAUGAAAAUGUCUCCGCAUUAAAGAGGAGUUUUUUUGGAAAUAUUUUGUGUUGAUGAGGACAAAUGGAAGGUAGGGCGGAUUUUUACCUACCCGCCUUUGAAUGAGAAUACCUGUACUGGUGUUUGAGGCUUCCGAUCGCCAGAGCCUUGUUCAUAAAUACCUUUGGAACUUGGCGGUCGCUCUUGCAUGCUGUUUGGAGCAUGUUCACGCGGAGCUCUGCAGUCAGUCAGUCUUUGACAGGGAAAACUGGAUGUGAUAUGUAAUCUCUACAUGAUAUCCGAAAAUAUCCAGUAGACCUGUGUAUUGAAGCGUGAGUCAGAUACAUUGAAAUACUUGCAUCUUCACC
Messenger RNA from Spizellomyces punctatus DAOM BR117, 4390 nucleotides. RefSeq lists its product as uncharacterized. The record is from RefSeq and is a predicted model, not a curated record. Gene Ontology annotation, molecular function: protein binding; serine-type endopeptidase activity. The transcript has 17 exons. Lineage: Eukaryota; Fungi; Chytridiomycota; Chytridiomycetes; Spizellomycetales; Spizellomycetaceae. Gene Ontology annotation, biological process: proteolysis. The coding region runs from base 419 to 4048 and encodes 1209 amino acids.